Messenger RNA from Ostreobium quekettii, 591 nucleotides. NCBI's taxonomy places the organism in Eukaryota, Viridiplantae, Chlorophyta, Ulvophyceae, Bryopsidales, Ostreobiaceae. The record is from the annotation of a GenBank genome assembly.
AUGAGAGAAACCUUUGGUGCUGCGCAGGUGGCCAGCGCCCAGAAUGUGACCGUCAAGACGUCGCCCGCGCCGCCGGCGAAAGACAAGUCCCCGCCGCCGCCCAAGGAGCCCGAGUGCGAGAUCAAGUGCGUGAGCGAUGGCUACUACGAGAAGGAGUGUGUCAAGCGGGAGCUUGAGUGCGCCCAGGAGUCUUGUGUCAAGUACAAGAGGGGCAAGUGCGCCAAGGAGGCGGAGAAGUGUGUUGAGUUCAAGAAAGUGUGCGUCAUGGAGCAAUGCGUGGAGUUCAAGAGGGAGUGCAUCAAGUACGACACGCUGUGCCUCGAAUACUCCAUCAACAACAGCACCUACGAAAUGAAUUGCAUCAAGGAGGAGGCGGUGUGCCUCAAGUACACCACGCAGUGCGUCAAGCGCGACUGCUAUAAAUACGACCUCGUCUGCUCCAAGACUGAUAAGGAGUGCGUGAUGUUUGAUUAUGAAUGUGAGAAGAAAGAGUGCCUCCACAACGAAGUGACGUGCAAGAAAACCGAGAGAGUGUGCAAGAGGACGGCAGAAUUCUGCAAAGAGCCGAAGAAAGAGGAAAGCCGCGGCUAG